Messenger RNA from Electrophorus electricus (electric eel), 4387 nucleotides. NCBI's taxonomy places the organism in Eukaryota, Metazoa, Chordata, Actinopteri, Gymnotiformes, Gymnotidae. The record is from RefSeq and is a predicted model, not a curated record.
GUGAAGGUAAACUUCACACAGCGCACAACAGCUGUUUAUUUUUUGAGAAACAACAGCGAUAAAAUGCCAGGCCCUAAAAGAAAAAUGCAAUCUUCUGAACCUCCAGUUAAGAAGAAAAGGGUGGAUCAGAGUUUGGUAGCAUCUGAUAAAUCUGGUCGAAUGUAUCAGAUGCCCCAGAGGUCUACAAGGGCUGGAGCUUCACAAAAGAAAGAUUUAGUUCAGUCCAAAGGUUCUUCAGGACGCCUGAAAAAGGGGAGGGAAGGGCAACCUCGUCGGUCCUCCAGACUGAAAACAAACCCAAAGAAAUUGGCAAAUAGAAAAAGGCAGAGAGUAUCAAAUACUGUGUCAAAAGAAACAGGCUCCAAGCAUGGUGCUGCAGUUUCAGAUACACCUGGUGACAAAACAUGUCAGACUUUGCCAGUCCUAAAAAAAGGAAGCCGGAAAUACUCUCCAAGAGUGAAGAGAGGUAAAUGUCAGUCUCCCCCUUUGGAAAGAGUGAACACGGUGUUAACAGCUCUUGACCCUGUCCUAAUAGAGCACAGCUAUGUUCAACCUCCUGAUUCACAAAGUGAAGAGACAACAAUGCAAGACAAACGCAAGGCUGGAGGAAACGCGGGCCUGACGGACCAAGAUCCUGCCGUGUGUGUUUCAUUGACCGUAGAGAAUGAAGCCAUUGAAGCCAUUGAAGCUAAGCCACCAAGCGUGAUAUCAGUUGAGCAAAAAGAGCUCUCAAAUGAUACCAGUGAGAAAAUGCCUGUAAAUGUAGACGCUAAGGUGAGUCUGACGAGACAUUCCUCACCACCUCUCCAAGCACUUUUUAAAGUUAUUCAAGAGACUAGCUUCAGCAAACAUGGCUUUAAUAGUAAAAAUAUCUCUGUGGAUGAGCUUGAGGUGGUGAAUACAUGUUUCCUGCAGGAUACUGUUCAGAGUACAGAGAUCUCUGGUCCACCUGGAAUAAUGCAGUGCCCUCUCACAUCAGAGAUUUUUUUUAAGCUUGAUGAUAUUGGGAUUGAACACUGUGUGGUUGAGAUCGAAACUGUGGAAGAAGUAGUUGAGGCUGAAACAGAGGAGGACUCAGUCGGUGACUGUGUAGCCUCCGAAAAUAACCAACAACCACCCCAGGACUUGCAGGAAUCAACUGGACUCAAAGAAACCAGCAGAGCUGUGGUAUGCAAGGAGAGCAUGUUGACUCCUUCCCUGCCACAGGACAGUGCAAAAGACUCCACUCAAGGUUCCCCUGCACAAGCGAGCUCUGAACCUCCUAAGAAGCAAGCGAUGAACCCUCAGGCCAGAACCAAAGCUCGCCUGGCAGCACUGGCUGAAGAGAGGGCUGCCGCUGCUAAGAAACCGGCCCCCAAGCAGCUCAAUCUCCUGGCUCUGUGCGAGGAGAUCGCAGAUGACAUUGCUUCUGACACAGCAACGGCCAGCGAAGAAACAGUGGAAGGAAUCGCCCCGUCUGAUGACGUGAACCACAGCAAACUUGAGGUGGAGGAUUCACUUCUCCCCACUGCUUCUUGUGACCCGCUUCCCUCUGAAAGCCCAACUGAGGACACGGUUGAGGACACAGCUGAGCACACACUACAAGAGAAAACCCCCACGAAGCGCUUCUUCCUCAGCCAAGUGAACGUCCCGCUCAAAACGCAAGAGAAGAAGAAGCUGUCCCGCUUCCAGAGACUGCGGCAGGUGGAGCUGCAGAGGGAUAAACUGACGUGGACACGUGUUAAGAAGCUGAAGACCGAACAGGCUAGUCAGGACACCGUGAAAGACUCUGUGCAGUCGCCUGUCUCGGCAUCUGCUAGACAAGACAGCCCUCCUCCCGAAAUUGUCUCGCCAGCUGCGCCCAAAGUGGGACUCGGUGAACGCAGGAGGGCCCUCCCUGCUGUAGCUCCACCCAUGCCCAACGGGAUUACCAGCCCAAAGCCCAAGCCUGUUAUAGACUAUAAGGCGUACAAACCCAGACCAAAGUACUCACCGGAUGACUUUGAGCUGGAUGGACCAGAAGAAGAAAGCGGCAAGUCAGUUACCCCCAGACACGAGGGGAGAAUGGAGCAUCCCUCAUCUGUGGCAGACGAGCCCUCGAAAACCUUGGCAAGUCAGGCAUGUCCCCAGGGUCCUGCAGUGUCUGCAGACAGCACACCGAAAUCCUCCAGCGACCAAGAACAAAUAUCAGCAGAAAAUUCACAGACCACAAACAGAAGUAGCUGUGGAUCAGACACAGAGCUUCAUAAAGAGUUCAAGAACAAUUUAAAGUCGGCGAAUACAGGAGGAGAGCAAACCAGCUUAGAUAGGAGCCAGAAUGCGUUUGGAGCAGUGACCUGCAACAUAUGUGGGAUGCUGUACUCUCCCUCCACCACAGAGGACGAGACCCAGCACCUGCUCUUCCACAACCAGUUCAUCAGCGCUGUCAGAUAUGUGGGAUGGAAGAAGGAGAGGAUUUUAGGAGAGUACCCAGAUGGCAAGAUUAUACUCGUCCUCCCAGAUGACCCCAAAUAUGCACUGAAAAAGGUGGAGGAGAUUAGAGAAAUGGUGGACAAUGACCUGGGCUUCCAGCAAGUGGAGACUAAGGUCCCUUCCCAAACCAAAACUUUUCUCUUCAUUUCAAAUGACAAGAAGGUGGCUGGGUGCCUGAUUGCUGAGCACAUUCAGGAGGGCUACAGGGUGAUAGAGGAGCCACUGCCAGAGGGUUCAGAGGGGGAGAAGGUGAUGUAUGAGCGUCAGAGGGCAUGGUGCUGCUCUAUUGUCCCAGAGCCGGCCGUAUGUGGGAUCAGCCGUAUCUGGGUUUUCAGCAUGAUGAGGCGGAGAGGCAUCGCCUCGCGUAUGAUCGAGUGCCUGAGGAACAAUUUCAUCUAUGGAUCUCAUUUGAGCAAAGAUGAGAUUGCUUUCUCUGACCCCACACCCGAUGGCAAGCUUUUUGCUACACAUUACUGUGGGGAAAAAUGUAUGAACUCUACUGCUGCAAGCAAUGUCUCUCCUUCGAGGCUUCCUUACAACAGACCCUUCUCAACAACAGAACCCUUCUUUUUGAUCUCAGGUUGAAAAUCAACUGAAAAUCGGAAAAUCGUUUGAGGCUAGUUUUUUUUUUUUUUCCAAGCGUUUAAGCAUAUGUUAAAACUGUUUGCACAUGAAAUUUCAGUAUUACAAUAUAGCACUGUAAAUUGGAAAAUUGAAAAAAAUGCCUAAACCAAUCAAUGACUAGCUUAUGAAUUUUUGCACCAGCAAAACAUUUUUUACACAUGCUAAAUGCUUUAGUCCAUUUUGAUUCUGUUUGGCUCUUCCUUGCAACUACUUUCAGAGCAUAUUUUUUUAUGCAGUGUAUCCUAGUUGGACUUCAUUGAGAUUUUAUAUGCAUGGCAUUUGGCAAUGAAAGCAAUAGAUACCAUUUUCUGCUAAUAAUUUCAGUUAUCACUAUAAGUACAGUACAAGCUGUACUAAAUACAACCACCCACCCACCCCGACAUGCCAAAAUGACUCAGCCCUCUCAUUUUAAUAGUUGUAGGUAAUGAUUUGGUUUUUAUGUGCCAGUGUAUUUAAUUAUAUUAAUUUACUCCAACAGCCUGUCUAUAGAAAUAUACACUUUUAUCAUUUUGUAAGAACGUUUUCAGUGAUGCAGAAGGGAAAAUUAAUAUUAAAACGGGCUUCAGCAGCUCAGUGCCACAAGUUGUAACUAGAUCAUCCUGUAGCAUAACCCUGAAAACUGAAAUGCCCCUUACAUUUUAAAGUCCGUGUCUGGGGACACAACCUUCAAGCCAUAAAAAAAAAUCCUCUAGAAGAAAUGGGUCCCCUUUUCCUUUCUACUACUUGUUUCCUCCACCUACAUCAUGUCCCCUGAAGUCAGGCACAAUUUUUGGUACCUAGACAUCACAGCACAGCAAGCGUGGAGGGGAGAGUCAUUCUUGUAACAUGCCCAUGAUUAUCUCUUUGUAUUAAUGGGAAAAGGAAAAUGACCAAUCAACCAAUCAGACCAUGAGCAAAAUGUACUUUUUUGUGGAUUAAUAGUCAUGAUUAACAGUGACAUUUCUGGCAACCCAACUUUUCACACAUCUCUCCUAUGGAAAUAGUGCCUUAGCAGGUUGAAUUACUCCGGAGUCGUGUCGUCGUUCCAGUCUCGAUCAAAACAAGAUGAUCAGAAAUCAAACAAAAAUGCUGCAUCUGGGAUCAAUUGAUUACAUCAACAACUAAGUUUCAUGAGAAAUAAAGCAGGUUAUCCCAAUACAUUACUGGACUACCUUUUGAUACACUUGUUAAUAAAUAAAACAGUGUCCUCCAGAAUUCUUGGCGUUGGUUGUUAAGGGGGGAGGGGUAUGAAAAAUGUCAUUUGUUUCUCAGUUUAUUCUUUUACAUUCAAUUUUUUUAAAUCAAAUAAAUAUUUUUCCCAAAAAUGUGUCAA